Clonostachys rhizophaga is the source of this 1344-nucleotide messenger RNA. The record is from the annotation of a GenBank genome assembly. Lineage: Eukaryota; Fungi; Ascomycota; Sordariomycetes; Hypocreales; Bionectriaceae.
AUGGCCGCAUCCGACUUUAAGAUCAUCAUAGCCGGCGGGGGGCCAGUCGGUCUGACAGCCGCUAUCGCCUUGGCCAAGGCCGGUAUUGACUUUAUUCUUCUCGAGAGACGUUCCCAGGUCAUCAUAGAUGCCGGAUCGAAUUUGGUUAUGCUUCCAAAUGGAAUGAGAGCUCUCUACCAACUUGGCCUUGGUGACUCUCUGGACAAGGUCAGCUCGGCACUCUCAAAUGUCGACGUCUUCAAUCACCAGGGCAGGUACACUGGUGACCUCCAGUGGCUGAAUCUGCUCGAGCAAAACUUCGGGGCUUUCCCUAGAGUUCUCAGCCGUGAGGACCUCACCAGAAUUCUCUACGAGGCCAUUCCUGAGGAUGCUCGGUCCAAUAUCCACGUCAAUAAGAAGGUCUCAAACAUCACUGUCGAAGGAGGAAACACCAUUGUCCAUUGCGCCGACGGUACAUCUUACUCAGGCUCCGCCGUAAUUGGAGCAGAUGGCGCACACAGCGUCGUUCGAGCAAACAUGCGUACCCUUGCACUUGCUGCCGGAGCUUCAGAGGUGAACAAGGAGCAACCGUAUCUCACCACCUUCAGAUGCUUGUGGUUCAGAGUUCCAUCGUCAACCGUCAACCUGAAGCCGGGAACCACUCUUGAAACGCAUGGAUCAGGUGCCGCGACCCAACUGUUCGCCGGUGAGGAUUCGGCUGUUAUUGGGCUGUACGAGGCGCUUGAUCAACCGACCCAAGUGAGAUUCCGCUUCACUGAGGCAGACGAAGCCGCCGUCGUCGAACGUUGGGGCAAUCUCGCACUAAAUGCCGGAGGUUCGUUGACCUUGAGAAUGGCCUAUGAUCGGCGAAUCCAGUCUGGGCUCGUGAGUCUGGAAGAGGGUGUUGCCGAACACUGGAGCUGGGACGGGCGUAUCGUCCUUGUUGGAGAUGCGGCGCACAAAUACACACCCAGCACAGGCGCAGGCUGCAACACAGGUGUUCUAGACAUUGUGACACUGGCCAACGAGCUUCACAAUGUGGUAUCUAAUGCAGAGGGGGGCGCACCCAGUAGUCAAGCACUGGCUUCUGCUUUCAAUGCGUACCAAGAAUCCCGCUAUGCCGGCGUAGUGGAGGGAUGUCAGCGUGCGGGUAUGGUCACUUCCAUGACCACCUGGAGGACGUGGAAGCUCUGGUUCCUAGACCAGUACGUAUUUUCCUGGCACUUUGUGCAACGAUAUCUAGCCAAGUUUGUGGCAGUAAAGUAUGCAUCGAUGGAAGUGUUCAGCUACAUCAAGGCCACUGAGAGGAUGGUGGGGAGGCAACCAUGGGUAAACAGUUUCCCGGCUUCUACCAAGGCCAAUUGA